Messenger RNA from Cynocephalus volans (Philippine flying lemur), 1596 nucleotides. RefSeq names its product keratin, type II cytoskeletal 5-like. Gene Ontology annotation, biological process: intermediate filament organization; keratinization. Gene Ontology annotation, molecular function: structural constituent of skin epidermis. The record is from RefSeq and is a predicted model, not a curated record. NCBI's taxonomy places the organism in Eukaryota, Metazoa, Chordata, Mammalia, Dermoptera, Cynocephalidae. Gene Ontology annotation, cellular component: keratin filament. The transcript is spliced from 9 exons. The coding region runs from base 1 to 1596 and encodes 531 amino acids.
AUGACCCAACGAUCCACCAUCACCAUCAAGUCAGGGGGCACUCGCAACUUCAGUGCUUCCUCUGCCAAUCUCCUCCCAGGCUACCGGCCCAGCUUCAGCUCUGUCUCUGUGUCCCAGGGUGGGAAGAGCUUUGGAGGCAGCCUUGGGGGCAGCUUUGGGACGAGGAGCCUCCACGGCCUUGGCGGUAACAAGAGAAUCUCCAUCAGCGGGGGCUACCGGUCUAGCCGGGCUGGCUUCGGGGGAGCUGGCUAUGGGCUGGGUGCUGGGGGCAUAGGCUACAGAGUUGGGGGAGCCUGCAGCGGGUAUGGAUUUGGAGGCGGGAUGACGCCUGGAGCUGGAGGCAUCCAUGAGGUCACUGUCAACCAGAGUCUACUGACCCCCCUCAACCUGGAGAUUGAUCCCUCUCUCCAGCGGGUGCGGAAGGAGGAGAAGGAACAAAUCAAGAGUCUCAACAACAAGUUCGCCUCCUUCAUUGACAAGGUGCGAUUCCUGGAGCAGCAGAACAAAGUCCUGGAGACAAAAUGGAACAUCCUGCAAGACCAUAAAACUACCAGGACCAAUCUUGAGCCCAUGUUUGAAGCCUACAUCAACAACCUGAGGCGGCAGCUGGACAGCCUGGGUGGAGAGCGGAGUAGGCUGGAGGUGGAGCUGAAGAGCAUGCAGGACGUGGUGGAGGACUUCAAGAACAAGUAUGAAGAAGAAAUCAAUAAACGCACAGCAGCAGAGAAUGAGUUUGUGGUGCUCAAGAAGGACGUGGAUGCCGCCUACAUGAACAAGGUGGAGCUGGAGGCCAAGGUGGACGCCCUGAUGGAUGAGAUCAACUUCCUGAGAGCUUUCUACGAAGCGGAGCUGGCUCAGCUUCAGGCCCAGAUCUCUGAGACCUCUGUGGUCCUGUCGAUGGACAACAAUCGCUCCCUGGACCUGGACAGCAUCAUCGCUGAGGUCAAGGCCCAGUAUGAGGACAUCGCCAAUCGCAGCCGGGCCGAGGCUGAGUCGUGGUACCAGACAAAGUACGAGGAGCUGCAGAGGUCUGCUGGCCAGCACGGGGACGACCUCCGCACCACCAAGAUGGAGAUCUCUGAGCUGAACCGGAUGAUGCAGAGGCUGCGCUCUGAGAUCGAUAACCUGAAGAAGCAGUGUGCUGCACUCCAGGCUGCCAUUGCCGAUGCUGAGCAGCGUGGGGAGCUGGCCCUGAAGGAUGCCAAGAAUAAGCUGGAAGGGCUGGAGGACGCCCUGCAGAAGGCCAAGCAGGACAUGGCGCGGCAGCUGCGCGAGUACCAGGAGCUCAUGAAUGUCAAGCUGGCCCUGGACAUCGAGAUCGCCACCUACCGCAAGCUGCUGGAGGGCGAGGAGUGCAGGCUCACUGGAGAAGGUGUUGGACCUGUGAAUAUCUCCGUGGUCUCUUCCACUGGGGGCACAGGCUACAGUGGGGGCAGUGGCCUCGGUGCAGGUGGGGGCGGCUACAGCAGCGGCCUCUGCUACAGCGGCGGGAACAGCGGCUUCAGCUCCACCAGCGGUCUCAGUGGGGGCGGCAGCAGCUCCAGCAUGCGCAUCAUCUCCAAGACAUCAUCCACCAAGAAGAGCUACAGGAGCUAA